Messenger RNA from Neolamprologus brichardi, 3170 nucleotides. Lineage: Eukaryota; Metazoa; Chordata; Actinopteri; Cichliformes; Cichlidae. The record is from RefSeq and is a predicted model, not a curated record.
CAACAGGAGCAGGACCCCACCAAUCUCUACAUAUCUAACCUGCCUGUGUCGAUGGAUGAGCAGGAGUUGGAGAACAUGCUGAAGCCUUUUGGUCACGUCAUUUCCACGCGGAUACUGAGGGAUGCCAAUGGCCUUAGCAGAGGAGUUGGCUUUGCCAGGAUGGAGUCAACAGAGAAGUGUGAUGUGGUGAUUCAAAAUUUCAAUGGGAAAUUUUUGAAAACCCCUCCAGGCAUGACUGCUCCCUCAGAGCCUUUGCUGUGCAAGUUUGCUGAUGGAGGCCAGAAGAAGAGACAGACCCAGGUCAAAUAUCCCCAGAAUGGACGAUCGUGGACACGGGAAGGAGAGAGUGGUAUGGCGUUGACGUAUGACCCCACAGCGAUGCAGAAUGGGUUCUACUCUUCUCCAUACAGCAUCUCCACGAAUCGGAUGAUUGCUCAGACAUCGAUCACACCCUUCAUUGCUGCCUCUCCUGUCCCCACAUAUCAGGUUCAGAGUACAUCUUGGAUGCCACAUCAACAAUAUGUUAUGCAACCUACAGGUGCUGUGAUCACUCCAGCUGCUGCCAUUGAGCCCAGUUUGUCUAUUCACCCCUCCAGUGUAAUGGCUCCUCUAACCCAGCAGAUGAACCACCUGUCUCUGGGCCCAACAGGCACUUACAUGCCUGCUGCAGCGGCUGCUCCUAUGCAAGGAACCUACAUUCCCCAGUACACUGCAGUGCCUGCCUCGGCCAUCACAGUGGACGGUGUGGUGACAGACCCCUCUCCACAGACAGCUGCCCCCUCCUCACAGGACGCCAGUGGGCAGCAGCCUUUACCUGUGGAGAACACAGGAGAUCACGCCACAGCCUACUCUUACCAGCAGACUAAAUAACAGGAUUGGUAGGAAUCAUUGCUGCAUUGCCUUUAGGAGGACUGCACGAAGGCGCUGGAGACGCAGAGUAUCAAAAGGAAACGGGACAAAACAAAAAACAAAAUCAGAGGUGACAUGGACAUCACUGACGGGAGAAUGCUUCCACUGUGCACGGGCACCAAAUAAAAGACAAAACGAAGAAAAAAAAAAUAUCUUUCUUACCUGGUUGAACUAAGAAAAAGACAGAAGAAAAAGCAAAUGAUGGUUUGCUAAACUCAAAGACAAUGAAAUCAAUGGCGGUCUCCAACUUUGAGUUUUCAUUUUUCACCAUGAGACUGGACUUUGCCUCCAAAGGAAAAAAACAGAUAAGGGGACGUAAAGAGAAAUCUAAAGUCAACCAACUGUACAGAAAAAAAUGAACAUUUGAAUGUGCAGGUAGAUUUUCAGACUUUUUUAUUGAAAAUAGAAGGAAGCCAAGUCUUGAACAAAAACGGGCUGUCUUCCUUUGAUAUUAAGCUACAUUAUUUUCAUUCUUUUUAUUAUUUGAGUAGUUUUCUAGAAUAUUAGUGUUUUCGUAAAUCUUUAUUGCCUUAAUUUUCUCAAACUUUGGGGAAAAAGUUUCCAAGUGUUGAAUUAUUUAAAAAAAAAAGGACUGAGUUGUUGAAUGAUUUUUUUUAAAGGGUUCUUUGAGUUUAUGAGAGCCUCAGAAAUGAAAUCUACAAAGCUAUCUGUAUAAGACAAAAGGUUGUAUUUGUAUGAAGGUGAUUUUAAAUUAUGUGGUACAGUGCAGGUGAUGUUGGUUGACUAGGGAAAAAAAUCCUUUUACAACUUGUGGGAGCGGUCAGCCCACCGCUUCCUGGAAAUGCAGUUUAGUUCAAUCAUGGGAAAGAAAUUCAGUUUCUCCACCACUUUUUUUGUAUUUUUAUUUUUUUCAUUGCGGUGCUUUUAAAAGUUUUUCCUUUGCCUGCUUGCUUGUCUCAUUGCAAAAAGAAAAAGGAACAUUUCUGACUUUGAGAAAAAGCAGAGAAAAAAAAGCUAGGAUUUUUAAAUGUGCAAAAAGCAAUAGUUUUAGUAAAACUGUUGACAGUUUCUUGAGUCUUUCUUAACUGUUGAACAAAAAUACAGCCCGCGGGUGGCAUAUUUUAUACCAAAGAUGAAGAAACUAAGUUGUAAAGAGAUCUUCCUGUUGCUUUUUCUUAAUUUUUUCCACUUUGAAUCUGCUUUUUGGUUUUUGUCAAGCUGUUGCUGCGUAAAAUGAUCAGUGAAUGAGAGCAUGCAGUUGGUCCUUUAGCACAUUUGCCUCAAUCGGACGAAAUGUUUUGUGCGUCAUGUGAUCAAACUACCACCGCAUCUAAAACCCUGUGGUAUCCUGGUGAAAAAGCUACUUUUUUUAGACACCCAACGACAUCCUGCCGAGGCCUCAUCGACUGACCUUGCAUAACAACGCCGAGAUGGCAUAGCUCGCGAUGAAUGCUUCCCAAAAUAUGACAGAUUUAAUUGUUUUGCAUAAUCUAAGUCCAACUCACUGUUUUGUCUCGUUCUUGCCAAACACAAGCCACUGAAAAUAUGAGCAGGUCGAUGAUCUCUGUGAGAGGAAAGGGCAUUCCUGUUGAACGAAAUGAUUUCAGCUUAUAUAUAUUCUCCUUAAAAAAUGAGGAGAAUUACUUUUAUGUUGCCUUUACUUUUUGGGGUUUUUUUUCUCUUUUUGAUGAUUAUGUGUGAGCUGCUAAACACUUUUCAGUAUUGGGGAUUGAGGUUGUCUUAUGUUGGGUCUCCGUGGAAUAUUUGCACCUCCAGAGUGACUGUAAUUGAUCAUUUUAAGCAGAAUAAAGAUGAAAGAAACACAAACGUGCAUUAUUGUGCCUAGAGAAUAUCGGUCGAGAACAGAAGAAAACUUAAGAUGAACUUUAACUGGCUCGCACUGGUUCUGAGGUCACACCCUCGAAGACUCACGCCUUGACUUUCCACCAAUGAAAGGAAGCUAAGGAGAGACACAGGAAACAAAUGGACAUAGGAGAAAACAAAAUUGGUUUAACCAAAAUCAAAUGGAUAGAAAGCUCUAAAAUAAACAGGGGUAGGGAGUGAAAGAGAGUAGAGAACUCAAAAUCAAAAGUAAUAUUUAUAAGAUCUUUUUUUUUGUACAGGUGUGUACAAGAAGAUGCAACAGAAGUAACUUAGCUAUUUUUUUUAUUUGCUUGGUCUCAUGCCUCCCAUGUCUUUAAAAUUGUGAUUUUUGAGAGUGUCUGUAGAACCAGUGGAUAUUCCUGUAGCUUCAGAUGUGUCUUUUUGUUUGUUUCUUUGUUUUUUUUUUUCUUUUUAGU